AGUUUUUAGUACCGUAUAUCAUAUUAGUUGUAUUGGUAUAGGCUUAUGCCUACUUGACUUCUUCUCCUUGAAAAAAGUAACAUCAUAACUUGCUCCUAAUAAUUUUGCCAUUCUCGUGGCUUUGGAAUAUAUCAGAACAAGACGAUGAAAAUCUUUUUAAGGAUCGUGUUAACCUUUGGUCUGGUAUUCCUUAUUCUUCCAUCAGAAACAACCUCGAUGUGGUGGUAUGUGGCACAACUGAGCAGCGUGGGCUCCCGAAUAUUAUGCGAGAAUAUCCCUGGCCUGGUCGGAAAACAAAGACAGCUAUGCCGUGCCAACCCGGACGUGAUGAUCAGCCUGGGAGGUGGUGCUAGGGUUGGCGUCGAAGAAUGUCAGAACCAGUUUGUAACGGAUCGAUGGAACUGUUCAACAAUUGAGGGGGAUGCCACAGUUUUCGGCAAAGUGAUGUUAAAAACUGGCAGCAGGGAAGCGGCUUUUGUAUAUUCGAUAUCAUCUGCCGGCGUAGUGCAUUCUAUUACGCGGUCGUGUAGCAAGGGAGAUCUAUUAGACUGUGCAUGUGAUCCAGAAAAACGUGGAACCGAGAAGGACGAGUAUGGGCCCUUCGAGUGGGGAGGCUGCAGCGAUAACGUUCAAUAUGCAUCUGAAUUCACCAAACAGUUCGUUGAUGCGAAGGAAAAGAAACAAAGUGAUGCAAAAGCCCUUAUGAAUAUUCAUAACAACAGGGCGGGGCGAAGGGCGGUUAUUCGUGCGAUGAAACUGCAAUGCAAAUGCCACGGAGUGAGCGGAGCUUGUAAUAUAAGAACCUGUUGGUUAGCAAUGACCGAGUUCAAUAAAGUAGGUACAGUACUGAGGAAACGUUACGACAGCGCCACGGAGAUAAUGAUGAAUCAGGACAGUACGGGUAUAAUAGUUGCCAAUAAGAACCACAAAACGCCUACAAAAUCAGAUUUAGUCUACUUCGAAAGUUCACCCGAUUACUGCGUCAUGAAUCACAAAACAGGUUCACUAGGAACAGCAGGUCGCGUAUGUAAUAAAACGUCCCAAUCUACAGACGGAUGUGACAUCAUGUGCUGUGGGCGAGGCUACAAUACCGCGCGUGUGACACGUACAACAAAGUGCGAGUGUAAAUUUCAUUGGUGUUGCUUUGUGCGAUGUAAAGAGUGCACUGAAACAGUUGACGUACACACGUGUAAAGCACCAAAAGAGGAAAAGACAACCACACAGAUACACCGGAGAAAAUUACCAGACAAGAAGAAAAAACAAAGAACACAUUCUGAUGACGAUGACUUAGACGGAGACUUAGAUAAUGCAUUACAAACAAGCAGACAAUCUUUAUAGUUAAGUUUAUAUUUAUAACGAUUCACACAAUUAAUUUAUAUCAUUAUCUUCUCCAUACAAAUACCUUAAUAUCAAUACGAAUAUAAUUUGUAUUGUUGUUUCGACAACCUACACUUAACAAAACUACGUUGAAAUCUCAUUUAUUUGUAUUUGUAAAAUAUUUUGCUUUAAUAUUAAUUUUUUUUAUAAAUUAAUAUUGGCAGUAUAAUAAUGCCAUUAUUUUUUUUAUUAUUUUAAAAUAUAAUUUUAUACAUGAUUAAAAAUCAUUUUGUAAAAAAAGAACUCAUUGGUGGAGAGGAUUUUCCAUUUUUCAGGAUGUUUUAUUUGUUUCAGUGAUGUAUAUAUAUUAGAAAAUUACUUCCAGUAAAGUAAACAUUAAAGAGCAGAAUAUGUUUUGCCACAA
Molecule: messenger RNA, 1741 nt
Organism: Anneissia japonica
Lineage: Eukaryota; Metazoa; Echinodermata; Crinoidea; Comatulida; Comatulidae
Product: protein Wnt-2b-A-like
Exons: 5
Coding region: 145-1338 (397 amino acids)
Biological process (GO): cell fate commitment; multicellular organism development; neuron differentiation
Cellular component (GO): extracellular region
Molecular function (GO): frizzled binding; cytokine activity
Source: RefSeq, a predicted model, not a curated record